AUGAUCGCCGAAUCCGAUGUCGCUGUGAUGCCUUACAAUACUCGUCGCAAGAUACUUUCUUUACCUUCCCUCGGAAUACGUAUACCGGUGGCUCACGGCUCCAAAGCAACACCGCGGCUCUCUCCGCCCGCUUCUACACUCAGUAACAAAUUACCACUAAGGAAACAAAAGCGCACGCACACCACUUCACCGUCUCCAUCGCCUCCGUCGAAACGAGUCUCUUUCAAAUACGAAAAUACACCACCUCCAUCCCCCCCUGCGACCGACACGCACACUUGUUCAACUAAUCAUGACGUAAACCAAAUUGACUUGGAAAAUAUCAACGACGAAAUUGUUGAGGCUGUCAUCAGCCAACUUCACAAGACGGGAAAUCGGCCCCAUCUCGUUAAAGAGCUUGCCGCAAUUCUCCGUCACACCGUCAAAACCGUUGAACAAUCGGCUAAUCCAGCUGCCAUCAUAUCAUCUCGAUUGUCCUCUUACAUAAAGCGAGCAUGGUCCGAAGACGUGCCCUGUCCGCUAACGAAAGAGCUGGAAACUGCGCAUCCGAGACGAACUCAUUAUUACCUCACAAAGUAUCCGUGCCAGCCUACAUUCGACCCUUCAAGUCGCACCACCGUACCCCCUGAGAUUAUUUCACCAGCGACUUCAAGCAUUUCUUCCCAGUCCGAUGAUAUAGACGCCGAACGGCGAAGAGAACUUUCACCGUCACCCGAAGUCGAUCUUUCAUCGCCAGAGUAUGAAGAUGAGAAUACUAAAUCACCACGACCACCUUCUUUAGUCGCCUUCCCCAAAAGCCGCGAUCCUCUGGAAAGUCAGCGGUUCACAUCGCCGCCACUCGAAAAAGAUGAAAAGGAAUUCACCCAAACUGCACGAGGUAUGCAACGGCGUAGACCAGGAGAUGUAGUAAUGGAUGGGAUGCCUUCUGAGCUAGGCGAAUACACUUCCAAGAGUAAUGAAUGCGAUCCAUUCUUCGGCAGGCAGUAUUUACUGCCCUUAGGCCUAGUAUAUACGAGUAGUCCCGCGACAAAAUCAAGUGCUCUUAACUGGUGGCGAAAUCUCGAAGAAUCAUGUGAAAUUUGGGGUCGUAUUGAUACCACUUGGGAUACCAGGAGCCCUGAAAAUAUUGAACUCGAGGAGCUCGAUGGUAUGCUAGAAGAAAUAUAA
Molecule: messenger RNA, 1164 nt
Organism: Blumeria graminis f. sp. triticale
Lineage: Eukaryota; Fungi; Ascomycota; Leotiomycetes; Helotiales; Erysiphaceae
Source: the annotation of a GenBank genome assembly